GAAGCACUUAAGUCGUUGUACAGAGUCGAUCUUUUUCCUGUGUUUUUUUUCAAAAUUUAAAGUAUGAGAGCCUUCGUCUCCUCCGUGUCCAUUCUUCUGGCCUUCUGGCCGUUGUCAGUCCACUUUUGGCCACUUGCUCAGGCUGCGGAGACCCGCACCCGUGUUUUUAGCGAUCCGGUCGGGCUGCUGCUCAGCCGCUUCUAUUUCAGCGACAACGAAGGCAGGUUGGAACCGAGUGGCGCUGCAACAACCGAGGACGGAGAAUCGUCUGGUGCAGGGGCCGGAGAGAACAAAAGGGAUCGGUCGUUGAAGGAGCAGCUUUCGGACCUAACAGAAACUGCAACCGAUCUGCUCGGCGAUCUACGCGAGAAAAGUUGCAAUCGGUUGAGGGGGGCAUGGCGGGUCGUUUUGUGUGUGAAGAUUCAUGGAGCAGUAGCUGAUCAAAAAUAUGCAUCCAGGUGUAUUGAUAAAAUGAUUUUUGAAGCUCCAUGCACUGCUUUCUAACAAAUCAUGAAAUUGUUUGAAAUGAUUGUUCCACAUUCGAAGCACACCCGGCAUUUUUCGCCUUCAAUACUAGCGAUUCCAACGACUGGGUGCGGCGAGUUUCUGCGACGGCACGACAGGAC
Messenger RNA from Amoebophrya sp. A120, 626 nucleotides. NCBI's taxonomy places the organism in Eukaryota, Dinophyceae, Syndiniales, Amoebophryaceae. The record is from the annotation of a GenBank genome assembly.